Molecule: messenger RNA, 2964 nt
Organism: Nothoprocta perdicaria
Lineage: Eukaryota; Metazoa; Chordata; Aves; Tinamiformes; Tinamidae
Gene: SLC10A1
Product: solute carrier family 10 member 1
Exons: 6
Coding region: 402-1610 (402 amino acids)
Biological process (GO): bile acid and bile salt transport
Cellular component (GO): membrane
Molecular function (GO): bile acid:sodium symporter activity
Source: RefSeq, a predicted model, not a curated record
AAUAGAAAUGAUGGAUACAGCACUGAAACAAGCAGAAUUAUAAUGAUCGCUAGCAAAGGAUUAAAGUCCGUCCAUCCUGCAGCAACUCCUUCCUCCUGCUCUGGUUAAAAUCCCUCCCUAAUUCCAUGCCAGGGAAGAAAAGACAGCAGUCAUACUCUGAGAAUUUUGCUCUCCAACAGACUCUAGUCCUAGACACAGGUGUUAUGUUCUGCAGACAGAGGAUACAAUUUUGCCGAAGGAAAAAGAUUUUCUUGAAUCACAAGGACUGAAGAGUGUUAAUGCUCAUCAAGUUCAAGCAGGAAUGGAGGGAGCAGCCAGUAAACUCAUUGAAGCCUCUUAAUGUGGCAUUUGCGGGCAUUUCAGAUUUCUGAAUCAAUCCCUUGCCACCUUGCCAGCCACUUAUGGAAGAAGGGACCUCCAAACUCUUUGGCAGGAUGAAUAAGACCAGGGGAUCCUUUGAGAGCCCAGAGCUUUGGAGCCCAGCUGAUACCCAGAGCACCAGUGCUGCACCACCCUUUGCAUUUGGCCAGCAGGCCACGGACACAGCCCUGAGUGCCAUCCUUAUUGUGGUCCUCUUCAUCGUCAUGGUCUCUUUGGGGUGCACGAUGGAGAUAAGCAAGAUCACGACUCACCUCAGGAAACCCAAAGGGGUAGCAAUUGCUGUAAUGGCUCAAUACGGUGUAAUGCCCUUGACAGCAUUUGCUUUGGGCAAGCUCUUCCAGCUAGGUGCUGUGGAAUCCCUGGCCAUCCUCAUCUGUGGCUGCUGUCCGGGUGGAAACCUCUCCAACAUCUUCAGCCUAGCACUGAAAGGAGAUAUGAACCUCAGCAUUGUAAUGACCACAUGCUCAACAGUCCUGGCAAUAGGACUAAUGCCUCUGCUCCUUUACCUUUACUCGAGAGGACUAUAUGAGGGUGACCUGAAGAGCAAGGUGCCAUACAAAGGAAUAAUCCUCUCCCUGGUCCUUAUGCUCAUCCCCUGUGCCAUUGGCAUCAUCUUGAAUGAGAAGAAACUGCAGUACACCAGCUUUGUCAUCAAGACAGGGAUGGCUGUGCUUCUCCUGUCAUCUGUUGCAAUAGUCACUCUGUCAGUCGUCAAUGCUGGAAGCAGAAUCACGGCCGUUUUCUCACCAGCACUCCUGGGAUCUUCUGCCUUGAUGCCUUUUAUUGGAUUCCUGCUGGGCUAUGUUCUCUCUGCAGCCUUCAAGCUUAAUGACCGAGGCAGGCGGACAGUGUGCAUGGAAACUGGCUGCCAGAACGUCCAGCUUUGCUCCACUAUACUCAAGGUCACCUUUGCCCCAGACAUCAUCGGUCAUCUGUACUUCUUCCCGCUCCUCUACUUGAUAUUCCAGCUUGGAGAGGGCCUUCUGCUUAUCCUGGUCUUCAGGAUCCGUGAUAGAAUAACAAAACCAAAUGAUGCAGCAGAAGCAACCUGCACAGCUAUCACCCAAGACACAGACAUCACUCAAGAAAUAAAACCAGUAUCAGGACCCCGCAGAAACAGUGGGGAAACAGGAAAACAGUAUAGAAAUCCCGUGCACCAGCAGCUGCUGCAAGCCCCUCACGCUCUACCUUCUGCAGAAGGCUGGCAAGUCACCCCCAGUGCUGUGUAAGACCUGAACUGCCUGCUCAUUUUAAACCAGAGGAAGGGUUCCCCACGCAGCUGCUCCCAUCCUGCCCUCUGAUCCCCCCCAGAGACCUUGUUCCUCUCACCACUGUCCCUCCCAUGAGGGAGACCUCCUGGCUUCCAGGCUCAGGUGUGGAGUCAUCCAUGACAGGCUGCAGAUCCUCCUUUCCUACUUUCCAUUCGAGCUGGUUUAGCUCCCACUGCAGCAUCUGCAGAGGCCAACGUCCCCUCCAGGCAUCCCUGGCGCUGCUGGCACUUUCUGAGAGCUCGAGCACUGGCUGCUAGAGUGGUUUUUUUGGCAGAAACCAGUAACCUGCAGCAGUGUGCAGGGUUGGGGCCCAGCAAGCUGCACGUGAGCCCCAAAUAGGCCCUGCUUUAAAUCUGAGCCAGACAGCACGUAUAGCUGCAGCGUAUUUUCAGGACACCACCUUGUGGUUUCUGUUGUGCUGCAGAGAGGGCAGUGCUGGAGGGCUGGCAAUAGACCUGCAUGUUCACGCAAGUCUGCACUGUAACCUGAAGUAACAGACCUUGAAGAAGAAACAGGAGUGUAAUGAGCAGCUACAUUUAACAGAGCUUCUCACCAACAGCUGUAACCUCACGUACAGGUAGAGGUGGCACAGUAUCAUCUGCAGAAUCAAGGUUUUUGACCAGCCAACACCAGCCUCAGCAGUGCAAAGCCAGACACAGCCCAUCCAAAGUCAAUCUUUUGGAGCAGAAAACACCCCAGGAUGGUUUUUGUUCUGCUAACUAUGAGUGAAGUGACGGAAAAACUACCCUUCUCCACUGAUCAGGGGCUUUCAUCCGUCUGGAUUCCACCGGGAGCAAAGUCGCACUCACAACCACUUGAAAUGCCACUUACCAUUCAAGCAAGAGGGAGGGCAAUUAAACCAUUUUCUUACAGCUGGUAGAUAUGCAGAUCCUCAGAAACAUGGGCCUAUUUUCUUCUGGCAAAGCUACAGAGAAUACAGAAUUAUACAACACAGCACUGCUCCAAUGAUCUGAUCUUGUAAAUCAGGGUACUCUGGUACAACGUAAGCGAAGGGCAGCAUCGAACAUCCACAGGCAAGGCUUCCAAGACGCUCACGUCUCAGAUUCCUUUGUUAUACUUGGAAAUGGUGUUUAUACUUGCCCUGUUCAACCUAAUAAAUCAUCCUACAUCGAUGAAUACGGAGCAAAUUUCAAUCCCCUAGGUGAACAAUCACUUUGAACACUGAAAUGAGUCAAUUCAAGUAUGACGUGCACUGCAUACACGCACCCAAAAUUGUUCUGGGAAAAAAAGGAGUGGGAUCAGGCUGAGCCAAAAGCCUCCAGUCUUCCAUAAGCAGGUAGCACAGUGCCCU